Cheilinus undulatus (humphead wrasse) is the source of this 630-nucleotide messenger RNA. RefSeq lists its product as uncharacterized. The transcript is spliced from 4 exons. Bases 1 to 630 code for a protein of 209 amino acids. Lineage: Eukaryota; Metazoa; Chordata; Actinopteri; Labriformes; Labridae. The record is from RefSeq and is a predicted model, not a curated record.
AUGCGCGAUGCUGUGCGUCUGGAGUGCGAGCGGCCACGCUCCGCGAGGGUUUAUGCUGAAUUUCAUCGAAUCACAAACAUAAACCUUCAGAACCAGUUCUAUUCGGAGCUUGACCGGCACAUACCACGACUUCUGGCAACAUACAGACAGAAAGCCGGACGCACUGGCAAGACUUCUGAAACACUGCGCAACAUCUUACAGCUGUAUGAUCAGCAAAUACAGGAUGUUGACAUCAAACGCACCACAGCUCUUUGGGCCCUUUCAGCGUACCUGUGUGAAGAUGACCCAGAUUUCUACAAAACUUGGAAUGCCGAGGAGGCAGACGAGCCAGACAUCACAGACACUCCUGUUGCCCUCGUCAUGAUGGUCACUGAGAGCACCGCAGAAAUGGUCCCCUUCACUGCUGACAGAUUUGCCAUUGUGGUGGAAGACAACAUGACGAUGAUGAGUAUCCCCAGAUUCUCAGAGGCAUUUGCACUGAUAUUUGGGUUGAUGUAUGUACUGCAUUUGGCCUACCCCUGCAAACUCACUCAUACUUUUACAUUCAUCCAAAAAGUGGUGAUGGGCCUUGAUGAUGGUGAGCCACUUAAACCCCGCCUACUUGGUCUAAAAAAUGACCUGUUCCACUAA